Messenger RNA from Schistosoma guineensis, 2493 nucleotides. The record is from the annotation of a GenBank genome assembly. NCBI's taxonomy places the organism in Eukaryota, Metazoa, Platyhelminthes, Trematoda, Strigeidida, Schistosomatidae.
AUGAUAAUUCAUAAGUUAACUUUGUAUUGCAGACGGUUCUAUAGAAUUGCUGAGAGUGCCGUGAUGUGGCUUUUUCGUACUGAAAUUUGUUUAUUUCUGUCAGUUUCCGCCAUUCUUUCAGCGUUUUGUGUACUUGAGUCCAUACUUCACCCUGAAGAAAACUCCGAAACGUUGGAAGUAUUGACAUUAUCAAAUGAUACCAGUUCAGAUUCAGAACUUGACGAUAAUGCUUCUUCACCAAUCGAAAAUAUAUCAACUUUCAUAUCACUUGUCCUGGGGCUGUUUGCAGUUCUUUUGGUUCUCUGGAAAGUAGCUGUAGUUAUGUUUUUUGGAAGCUUGACAUCUGCUGAAAGAGUAUCCCUUUCCAAGUCUCUCUUUCGUUUUGUUCUUUUCCAUUUUAUCAUACUUUCCGGCGCAAUUAAUCCUUCUCGACUGACAAGUCUCUUGGGAUGGCUUUGUUGGUUCAGUAUUCUCGGUGUGUUGCACAUGUUAACAUCUGUGGCUUCUUCCAGAUGUAACCAAAUGUCGGCUUCUGGUGCCGUAAACAUGCGCCAGUGGUUGCGGAUAUACUGUAUGUUUAUUAUCAUUUCUUUUGCAAAUUGGUACUUACUUAAAGCCGGUUUGGAAAACUGCUUCACGUUGGCAGACAUAGAUGUCUCAACUAGUGGAGACUUUUUAGAUCUUCAUUCACGGAAUUCCUUCUUAACUGGCCUCAAAACACCAACUGUGUUGGGUGCAUUGAAAGCUAAAAUAACAGGGAAAAAGGAGCUUUUGUAUGAUGCUGUUGAUGUUGUCGCCCUACUUAUAUCUGAGUUUGCGCUUCUGAUGUGUACAAUAUCACAUCUUGUUUGUGGAUUAAUCAUACAGACAUAUGACCGUUGGUGUCUACGCAAUGGUCAAAGCUGGCAAUACCAUUCAACAGUUACGUACUAUUAUGAGCUCUUUUUCACAUGCUUUUACCGGCUAACAGAAAUAACGCACUAUCUACAUCUUCUAUUAUGGAGUAGAGUGUUUUCUGUGGCUAGCCUUGUUGUUUUCUUGCAUAUACGUGUAUCUUACUCAAACUUGGCUAACAGUAUAUCUCGCCACCUAGCACAAAGACGACUAAUGAAAUACAUCAAUGAGAACUACCAGGCUUGCAAGACAGGGUAUUAUGUCGCUUCCAAGGAUGCUAGUGAAAAAACAGAAACAGACGAUAAGACUUCACAAAUGUUCUACUUUGAUAACGAAAAUCAAUCUGCACUUAUUUGUGCAAUAUGUUGGGAUGUUAUGACAGAUUGGCGUCGACUACCAUGUCGUCAUGAUUUCCACGAACACUGUCUUCGUGCUUGGCUUGAACAGAACCCAAGUUGUCCUACUUGUCGGCGUGAUUUGGGCAUACCUCCUAUACUUCUUCACAAUCAUAACAGGACACAACGGUCGGAAAACGUAGCAUUUGGUAUGCUUGUUCGAAACUUGUUCAAUAAUGUUGGAAACGAAGGUCCAACUAAUCGUAACGGAGUCAAUAAUGUACAGCCACUGAUUACACCUCAUAAUGCAAUUCAACCUAACCAAACGUCUGGUAUUUCCAGGAUGUUCGCUACGGCUGUAGGGUUAAAUCUUGGAUUAAGUAUUGGUUCUGCCCCAGUUGUCGCUGCUGCCGCUCAAACGGCUGCACUAAAUGCACUACCUCGUGAAUCAGGCACACAAGGUUCUGUUGCUAGUAUUUCUGGCUCACAGACUGAAGAAACACCAAAUGUCCAUACACAGAAUGAGGAUAAUUCAUCUGUACGAGAAGCAACGCAUACUGAUGACCAAAAUCAAACUGCUCCAGGAAAUGAAGCUAGAGACCAAAUUAGACGUAGAUCUUUCCAUUUUGAUGGAUCACGCUAUUUCUCCUGGUUACCAUCUUUACAUGUUGAACUGUCUGAAGUAUUUCGUGAGGUAUUUCAUGUUGGUGGAAUUCAACCCUACAGUGCAAUUAACGAAUUGAAUAAUCAAACAAAUGGUCAACAAACGACAGGUUUUAAUCAUACUAAUGUUCAUAAUUCUAUGUUUAAUGGGAAUAGUGAUUUGAAUGUAUUACCAUUAUAUCUACGUUCUGCUGUUGACCAACUAACCAAUAUGUUCCCACAAUUCUCACGUUCUGUGAUAAUUGCUGAGCUUUUAGCUACAGGCGUUCCAGAUUUAGCAGCAGAAAAUUUAAUGGCUAGACCAUCACCGAUAACCCCUACUUCAAGCUCUAGUAACAUGAUUCCUACUACUAGUGCUAUUGUAAAUCAGAAUAAUUUAUUCGACGUAACAACUAAUAUAAACCGUGAAGCUGAAGAUACCUAUCAAUUUACAUCAUCCAGUCCUCCUUCCUUAUUAAUUGAACAACUGGGUACAGCAGAUGGUGAUGAAGGUGAAGAUGAAGUACUAAAUGGUGACAGAAACUCAUCUUUCGCUGCCAGGCGUAAGGCAAUGUUAUGCAAAGCCAGAAAACGUUUUAUAGCAAGAAUUAAUAAUUCUUAG